Messenger RNA from Triticum aestivum (bread wheat), 677 nucleotides. RefSeq names its product vacuolar protein-sorting-associated protein 33 homolog. The coding region runs from base 1 to 642 and encodes 213 amino acids. The transcript is spliced from 7 exons. The record is from RefSeq and is a predicted model, not a curated record. Gene Ontology annotation, biological process: vesicle-mediated transport. Lineage: Eukaryota; Viridiplantae; Streptophyta; Magnoliopsida; Poales; Poaceae.
AUGACUGGGCCACGGUCUGUGAGCGCCAGCACCCUUGUUCCUUCUGACUGGGAUGUUUACGUUGGAAUUUCGAGAUCUCGAAAAAGAAACGUGGGAGUUUCGUUGGUGGGCUGCAAACACGCUGCCUGCCGUCGGAUGCAGCCCACGAACGCCACGCUGGGACGUUCCCUCUGCAGCCCAGGCUCGCUCCCCCGCAGUUCAAGUUUUUGGCCUUUGGGACGCAACAAUGCUAUUCCGCCAAACCUUAGCCCUGAUGAUAUAGCAUACAUCUUUGCUGGAUAUGCACCUCUUAGUAUUCGCCUUGUUCAGCAUGCAGUGAGGUCUGGAUGGCGAUCUAUUGAAGAACUGUUGAAAUUAUUGCCAGGUCCUCAUAUGGAUUUGAAAAGAGGUGUCUCGACCAUUAAUUCAUCAGAAUUACUACCAGGUUCCGGGUCACAACAGAGUACCGACAGGGUUGGUCAUCGCUCCCUGGUUCUGGUUAUAUUUAUUGGCGGUGUAACAUCUGCUGAGAUUGCUGCGCUUCGAUUUCUUAGUGCACAGGAAGGAAUGGGCUAUGACUUCCUGGUUGCAACAACAAAGGUUAUCACUGGCAACACAUUACUGAGACCAAUUAUAGCCAGCAGCAAAGAGGGAAUGAUUUAGUUGUCUUUUCUGUGCACACCCCUUUUUCGAUUGUA